UUGUCUAAGCAGCCAGCCUCAUUAUAAAAACAAAGCUACUAUUGGAAUGAGUUUGCCCAGCUACAGGAUCUGCAAAGGGUCUGGAAGGUACUGAUUACAGUUAAAGGUGCUUUCAAAUUUGAAUCCGUCUGCCUCUUUCCCCAUUGCUUCCACAGAAGACAAAGAAAAUUCUCUUGGAAAAGAUGAUACUGGAAACCUUGAAUCCAAUGCAUUACAACAUCACCAAUGUGGUGCCAGAAGCCAUGCCAGCUGCCACUGUGCCCAUACUCCUCCUCGCGGGCUUUCUUUUCCUAAUAUGGAAUUAUGAAGAAACAUCAUCAAUCCCAGGGCCUUGUUAUUGUAUGGGAAUCGGUGCCCUCAUUUCACAUGGGAGAUUUCUUUGGAUGGGAGUAGGCAAGGCUUGCAACUAUUACAAUAAGAUGUAUGGAGAAUUUGUGAGAGUUUGGAUCAGUGGAGAGGAAACACUUAUUAUUAGCAAAUCCUCAAGCGUGUUCUAUGUAAUGAAACAUGGACACUAUGUUUCUAGAUUUGGGAGCAAGCUUGGGUUACAGUGUAUUGGCAUGUAUGAAAAUGGUAUUAUAUUUAAUAAUAAUACAGCACUUUGGAAAGAAAUGCGACCUUUCUUCACCAAAGCUUUGUCUGGUCCUGGUCUUGUACGUAUGAUAUCAAUUUGUGUUGAAUCAACAAUAGAUCAUCUGGACAAACUGGAAGAGGUGACCACUGAACUGGGAAACAUCAAUGUGUUGAAUCUUAUGAGGCGGAUCAUGUUAGAUACUUCUAACAAACUCUUUCUCAGGAUCCCUUUGGAUGAAAAUGCUAUUGUGCUUAAAAUUCAGAACUACUUUGAUGCCUGGCAAGCACUUUUACUGAAACCUGACAUCUUUUUUAAGAUUUCUUGGCUGUACAAGAAAUAUGAGGAGUCGGUCAAAGAUUUGAAAGGAGCAAUGGAGCUAUUAAUACAGCAGAAACGUCAGAAGCUUUUCACUGCUGAAAAACUGGAUGAGCACGUGGACUUUGCAACACAACUGAUUUUUGCACAGAACCGUGGAGAUCUGACAGCUGAGAACGUUAACCAGUGUGUGCUGGAGAUGAUGAUCGCUGCCCCUGACACUCUAUCAGUGACUCUCUUCUUCAUGCUUGUACUGAUUGCAGAGCACCCCAAGGUAGAAGAGGAAAUGAUGAAGGAAAUUGAAACUGUUAUGGGUGACAGAGAUGUACAGAGCGAUGACAUGCCAAACCUAAAGGUUGUGGAGAAUUUUAUUUAUGAGAGCAUGAGAUACCAGCCAGUUGUGGACUUGAUCAUGCGUAAGGCUCUACAGGAUGAUGUGAUUGAUGGCUAUCCUGUGAAAAAGGGGACAAACAUUAUUCUGAACAUUGGACGAAUGCAUAAGCUUGAAUUCUUUCCAAAGCCUGAUGAGUUUUCUCUUGAAAAUUUUGAGAAGAAUGUUCCUUCUCGCUAUUUUCAGCCAUUUGGAUUUGGACCUCGGGGCUGUGUAGGAAAGUUUAUUGCCAUGGUAAUGAUGAAAGCAAUCUUGGUGACACUUCUGAGACGGUGCAGAGUACACACACAAAAAGGAAGAGGCCUAAACAACAUCCAGAAAAACAAUGACUUAUCCAUGCAUCCAAAUGAAAGGCAGCCCUUACUUGAGAUGGUUUUCACACCAAGAAGCAUUACAGGCAAGUGUCAGGGUGACUAGCAACAGAUCACUAGUGGUGUCUGUUCUAGGGCUGUCAUUGCCCUAGUCCAACUGAGAAAUGCCCACCCUUCCUAAAGGAAGUCACGAUUUCAUUAAACUAAACAUAUUCUUGCCCCUAAUAUAUGAGCACUUUAGGUGAUCUCCUAUUUUGCCUGAAGAGCUAAACCAGGUUUGGUCACUAUUCAAAGCUGACAAACAAGUUCCAAGUAUAUAAUCAAGUGCAGUUGGUGAAGUGUCACAUGUAGAAACUGUAAUUAUUUUAAGAAAUGCACCAUUCUGAAGAGAUUAGUCUCUGCUGUUUUCACACUGCAAGCUCAAUGUCCAUGACUGCAGACUUGGAAACCAAAGGGUUAGGGUUUUCUCUGCUAUACCAGAGGGGAUGCUUUUAGCAGAGCUCAAAGAGACAUCAUCAGUUGUUGACUGUUAUAAGAGCUCUAAUAAUGUGUCUUCAGAACCAUUUUAAUAAAAUACUACCGAUGUUCACUUAAA
This is a messenger RNA of Gavialis gangeticus (Gharial), 2186 nucleotides long. RefSeq names its product aromatase. Lineage: Eukaryota; Metazoa; Chordata; Crocodylia; Gavialidae. Gene Ontology annotation, molecular function: monooxygenase activity; oxidoreductase activity, acting on paired donors, with incorporation or reduction of molecular oxygen; heme binding. Bases 183 to 1697 code for a protein of 504 amino acids. The record is from RefSeq and is a predicted model, not a curated record. The transcript has 9 exons.